AGUGGAGCUGAACGGUAUCGCAUCUACAGGCGAACCUGCUCCAUGACGCGGAGUCAUUGUCUGCCGAGCAAGCAAUAGGGAGAUAUGACGGAAAGUGUUACUGUGACGGUGGCUCAAGGCGCUCUACGAGGCCGCGAAGGGACGUCUAAGUGUCAGAAAGUAUACUACAGCUUCCAGGGCAUACCAUAUGCCAAACCUCCUGUUGGAUUUCUCCGUUUCAAGGCGCCACAGCCUCCUGAGGCAUGGGAAGGAAUUCGCGAUGCCUCAGAAGAGGGCGCUGUCAGCCCGCACGUCCAGACCCUCCUCAACGAAGGAUACAAAGGAGACGAAGACUGUCUGUUCCUCAACGUCUACACUCCACAGCUUCCAUCAGGCGAUGAUGGCCCGCUGAAAGCUGUCAUGGUCUACAUUCACGGAGGUGGCUUCAUUUCUGGUUCGGGCACUGCUGAAUUCUACGGACCUGAUUACUUCCUUAGCGAGGACGUGGUUGUGGUCACCCUGAAUUACCGGCUCGGAGCUCUGGGAUUCUUGAGCACUGGAGACUCGGUGGUUCCCGGUAACAACGGCCUGAAGGACCAAGUGAUGGCUCUGCGCUGGGUUCAGCAGAACAUUGCGCAGUUUGGGGGCGAUCCUGGUAACGUCACCAUCUUCGGGGAGAGCGCUGGGGCCGCCUGCGUGCAUUAUCACAUGUUGUCCCCAAUGUCAGAAGGUCUGUUCUCCCGCGCCAUCGCUCAAAGUGGCUGUGCACUCAACCCGUGGGCAUUCAACACAAGAUCAGAGGCUCGCAGGAAAGCCUUCCGAUUCGGGGAAACACUUGGCUGCAAAACGAACGAUUCUAAAGAACUGGCUCAAUUCCUGAACGCCGUUCCAGCACAGCAGCUUGUUGAAGGGGUGUCAGAGGCCAUGACAGAGGUGGAAAGAGACCUUGGAACAGUGUUCUUCAAGCCAACUGCGGAAGUGGAGAACCAAGAUGUUUUCCUUCCGGCUGAACCCGCUGAUCUCAUCACGCUUGGAAAAUUUCAUGAAGUGCCUUUUUUAACUGGAGUAAACUCAAGUGAGGGCCUUCUCUGCCUCAGAGAGGUAAUGGCAAAACCAGCAGUGCUGAAGAAAUACGACAAUGAUUUUGAAAUAUUAUUGCCUUCAAAUUUGAAUCUCGAAAGAAAUACACCUAAAUCUAAGGAAGCGGCCCAGAAAAUAAAGAGCUUCUACUUUGGGGACCAGCCAGUUUCACAGGAGACGCUAAGCCAAUAUGUAGACCUGAGCAGUGACGCGUGGUUUGUGACCGGCGUUCAUACGACAGCGAAGCUGCACGCUGCGCGCUCUGGUGCCCCUGUCUACUUGUACCAGUUCUCAUUCGAUGGAGAGCUUGGCUUCAUGAAGAGGAUUCUUGGAGCUUGUCGCUUCCCAGGGGUAUGCCAUGCCGAUGAACUCGGAUAUCUGUUUUUCUCACCUCACUUGGACGUAGAGUUGGAAGGAACUCCAGAAGAGAAGAUGAGGUCACUGCUAGUCAAAAUGUGGACCAACUUCGCUAAAACAGGGAAUCCGUCCCUGCCAGACGUGAAGUGGGAGUCAGUUACUGAGUCGAACCCAUGCUACUUGAAUAUCGGCACUGAGCUCACCAUGCAGCCACAUCUGAUGAAAGACAGGAUGACUUUCUGGGAUGAACUCAAACAAACCCUCAUAUCACUGCGAGCGAGGUGGUGUAAACCAUUGCUGCUAUUGUCACUGCAAAGUGAAGGCACUGAAAUCAAUAUGAAUGGGACCGCUGUUGUCACAACCAGACAAGGCAAACUGAGGGGCAAAAGGGUUAUGACAGCCAAUGGAGUCGCAUACUACAGUUUCAAAGGCAUCCCUUAUGCUAAACCUCCUAUUGGAGCAUUGAGGUUUAAGGCCCCGCAGGAGCCGGAACCGUGGCUUGGCGUGCGUGACGCCCUAGCUGAUGGAGCGCCGUGUCCGCAAAUAGACGAAGUGUUUAAGGAAGACUACAAGGGUGACGAGGACUGCUUAUUCCUAAACGUUUAUUCGCCUCAAAUACCAAGUUGGGCGAAGUGCACACUAAGAGCUGUUAUGGUGUGGAUCCACGGAGGGGCCUUCUGCUCCGGCAGCGUCUGCACCAGCGUCUUUGGCCCACAGUUCCUUAUCGAGAAGGACGUGGUCCUGGUGACCAUGAACUACCGGCUCGGAGCUUUGGGGUUCCUGAGCACUGGAGACUCCGUUAUUCCCGGUAACAACGGCCUAAAGGACCAAGUGAUGGCUCUGCGUUGGGUGCAGCAGAACAUUGCGCAGUUUGGAGGUGAUCCUGACAAUGUCACCCUCUUCGGUGAGAGCGCUGGAGGAACUUGUGUUCAUCUCCACCUUCUGUCUCCGAUGUCAAAAGGUCUGUUCCACCGCGCAAUCGCACAGAGUGGGUCCUCUCUAAACCCGUGGAGUUUUGACAGAAAGCCUCGUCUCAGGGCGUUUAGCUUCGGAGAGGCCCUGGGGUUCAAGACGGAUGAUUCCCAGAAGCUGGCUGAUUUCCUGCGUACAGUUCAUCCGAAACUGCUUAUUGAGGCUGUACCACAAGCCAGGAAAUUCGAACCGGAACGGGACCUAGGAAUUACAUUCUUCAAACCGACCAGCGAGCCUAGAACUUCCACCGAAGAUGUGUUUCUGCCAGACCGUCCCGAAGUUCUAAUGGCAGCCAGGAAGUUCCACAAGGUGCCUCUCAUAACUGGUGCAGUGGAAAAUGAAGGGAUAUUUGCAGUCAAAGAGGUGAUAGAAAAGCCAUCACUGAUAAGCCGUUUCAAUGGACGUUUCGAGUUACUGGUUCCGAAAGAAUUGAAUUCUAAGAAAAAUCCAGACAAGUACCAAGAAGAUGUUGGCAGGAUAAAGAAGUUCUACUUCGGAGACGAAGCUAUAUCCAGGCAAAAUCUUGAGCGCUAUAUCGCAAUGAAUGGAGACAUAAUGAUCCUGAAUGGCGUCUACAAGCAAGCGAAGAUACAUUCAGCGCUCUCAUCGGCGCCCGUCUACUUCUACAUCUUCACCUUCGAUGGAAAGAGAGGGCUCAUGAAGAGGGCUGUUGGGGGCAGUCGAUUUCGAGGACCGUGUCAUGGUGACGAACUGCCGUAUAUUUUUCACGUCGACAUGCUGAGAAAGAUGGACCCUAAAUCACCAGAAAUGCGAACCGUGGAGCGGAUAGUCAGACUGUGGACUAAUUUUGCGAAAACAGGGAACCCAACUCCAGACGGUGAUUCGCUACUGCAAAUAAAAUGGCGUCCUGUCACCACUUCAGUUUUUCCAUGUAUGAACAUCGGUCCUGCACUCAGAAUUGAUCAUUUUCCUGAAAUGAAGAAGAGAAUGGAAUUCUGGGAUGAUCUUGAUGAAGAAGUGUAGAUAUGGAAGGGUCCAAUUGAAAAGAACAACAUAAUUCUUCAUGAAGCCCAUCAAACUCGUCAUGGAGUAUGCAUAACUGGCUUAGUCGCCUGUUCCAGGAGCCUCCAUAUGUAGCUUGUCUCUCAUCCUUUCGUUCUAGUGCCUGCUUUGAUGUUAUGUCCUCAUUCUGCAGCCCUUCAUAAGUUAUUAUUACCUGCCCGGCAUUCCUUGAUGUGUGCCCUUUAUUGGGUUUAGUUUUGUAAGGCUCACCAAAGGGUGCAGAACAUUCAUUUGUCCCUGUUUCCAGUAUUUCGGGGUCCCUUUUCUUAAACAAUUAGACCUCGCUAAAAUAUUUCAAGAUUUCCUUUUCUUACCAUGUUAUGUACUUUUGAGGUUUCUGUUAACAUUUCUUUGUAGUAAUGUGUCUUAAUGUUAUUUACUGUGCUUUCUGAUAAGACUGCUAUUUCAUUUCUAUAUUUCCUGCCCUAAUUUCCUGCUGUUGCCAUAUGAAUCUUUGCUCACAGGACCUGUAGGACUUUCUUGGGUAGAUCAGGCUAUUGUGAAGCCUCUAUCUACGCAGGAAAAUGGUCUCAGAUCUACGCCACAAGAAGUAUUCGAAACUGCAACUCUGAGGGAGAGGGCGUACCAAGGAAACUGGCAACCGACACGCAACCCCAAUUCCCAAGAAUUGUUAUGAGCCUGACUUGAACACGUGUUACUAAAUGGAGCAACGCAACCCGCGGAAGGACUGUGAAACUCAACUUCCAGGCAACGGAGUAAGCCAGUCUUCUCACAGUUGCGUUGCCGCGUGGUUUCCUAGUAUCAGCCGUUCUUUAACGCGGUUCAAUGAUUAAUUUGUUUCGUACGAUGGCACGAAAGGUUGACGAAGCUGAUAAUUUUGUUUCUGUGCAGUUAAUUGAACAAGAGCCUGGUAUGCAUGACAGACGCCACCCAGACUGAGAAAACAGAUUUGACUUCGGAAAGAAUUUCUCAUGGGACGAAGGAGUCUGGAUCCAGGUCAAGUUGUUUCGAAACAAUGUAAACGCUUCAGUUUAAAUUGUCAGGAAGAACGGAUGCACCUAACGUUUUCUUUUCCUUAUAUUGUAU
Messenger RNA from Cryptotermes secundus, 4458 nucleotides. RefSeq lists its product as uncharacterized. The coding region runs from base 85 to 3372 and encodes 1095 amino acids. The transcript has 20 exons. The record is from RefSeq and is a predicted model, not a curated record. Gene Ontology annotation, molecular function: hydrolase activity. Lineage: Eukaryota; Metazoa; Arthropoda; Insecta; Blattodea; Kalotermitidae.